CACUUCCAACAGCUGAGCCUUGGUGAGUUCAACUUUCAUCCGACGAGUCACUUGAGGUGAAACAAUCUGAUCCACAGAUAGAGCAGGCGCUGAGUGACUCGCCUGUUUAUGUGACUGACCUCCAUAUGUUGCUCUCCAAUAAUGUGAACCUGACUGAGGAGCAGUGUUGUCCUACAUUCCCUGUUCAGGGCGGUGACUUUGGCGUCAAGACUCACACAAUCUCUGGCUAUGGCCCUAUCGCAGCAGCAACAGCAACAAAAACAGACCCCAUACAAUCACACAUCUUUACACAGCUGAACAACAACAGGCCUUCUGGUCAGUUGGGCCCCCACAUCCAAGGACAAUGCCUUGGUAAAGGUGUCAAGCUCUUGGGUCAGGAAUUUUGGGUAAAGCUCCUACCCCCAGGGUACAGCCAGUCUAUCCAUGGAACUCCAAACUUCCCUGCUCAGGGGCCAAGACUACCUCAUCUACAAGGGACCUUAUCCUCACAAGUUCAGUCCCAGAGAAAAAUGUUACCCAAUUGCAACACAGGCAAUACAUCUCAACAGAAUGUUCAUCUUGACAAUAUCUAAGCAAAGUUUAAAAUUGAAUUCCGAUCUUGCACCAGGUCGAGUCUUCUACCAAAGCUUAACGUUU
Molecule: messenger RNA, 636 nt
Organism: Dreissena polymorpha
Lineage: Eukaryota; Metazoa; Mollusca; Bivalvia; Myida; Dreissenidae
Exons: 4
Coding region: 126-572 (148 amino acids)
Source: RefSeq, a predicted model, not a curated record